GAACUCCGUCUGUCUGCAGAGAGGCUUCGGCAUGGAUGGCAGCUUCUCUUCCACCAACUUUUCACCGGAGAUUUUAAACCGYCCGCUUUUCGUUUUAGUCCGCUUGUAUGACUUGGAAAUGGGUUUGUGAGCGGAGUAAGCCAAACUUGAGUUAGACAGAGUGUUUAAAAUCUUUUUGUUUCCUUCUUGGUUCGAGUUGUUUUAAAGGAAAAAAGAGGUGAAAAUGCCAGUUGCAACUCUUCUGCCUUUCACCGCUCCGCCAAAUAGGAAGUCUGCCAGCCCGACUUCUUUCAGGCUGACAGAGAAAUUUAUUCUUCUCCUGGUGUUCAGCGCCUUCAUCACCCUGUGUUUCGGGGCUAUCUUCUUCCUCCCGGACUCGUCGAAGCUACUCAGCGGAGUUUUCUUCCGCUCCCCCGCGGUGGAGACAAACACCCGCACCGGUCCGGAGAGCAGCUACUCCGGCUCGGCUGGAAGCGACGUCCGGGUCCUGGCCAAGAUCAAGAAGGACCACGAAAAUGCGCUGCUGGAGGCCAAGGACACGCUCCAAAAGCGACCCGAGGAGAUACAAUGGGACAUAUCAAAAGACAAGAAACUUAUCAUUGCGGGUCAGGCUGAGAAUGAUGUGAAUAAAAUACCACCCAUUGAAUAUCACCGUCCGCCCGGAGCGACGGGACACGAACCGCUGGACCCCGAAACUAAGGAGAGACGGGCUAAAAUCAAAGAGAUGAUGAAGCACGCCUGGGACAGCUACCAGCGCUACGCCUGGGGUUCCAAUGAGCUCCGGCCGGUCUCCAAGCAGGGCCACUCCAGCAAUCUAUUCGGGAGUAUACAAGGUGCAACAAUAGUGGACGCUCUGGAUACGCUCUACAUCAUGGAAAUGUUUGAGGAGUUUGAGGCUGCCACAGAUUGGGUGGAGAAAAACCUGGACUUCAAUGUGAAUGCAGAAGUUUCUGUGUUUGAGGUGAACAUCAGGUUUGUUGGAGGUCUGCUGUCUGCCUACUACCUGUCUGGGAAAGAGGUGUUCCGCAGGAAGGCGGUGGAGCUGGGUGAAAAGCUGCUGCCAGCCUUCAAAACGCCCACAGGCAUCCCCUGGGCUCUGCUCAACCUCAAGAGUGGUGUGGGUAGGAACUGGCCCUGGGCUUCAGGCGGCAGCAGCAUCCUGGCAGAGUACGGCACCCUCCAUCUGGAGUUCAUGCACCUCAGCAAACUCUCCGGAAACCCAGAGUUUGCUCAAAAGGUAAUGAACAUCAGGAAAGUGCUGAACCGUUUGGACAARCCACAGGGACUUUAUCCGAACUACCUGAACCCGAACAGCGGCCAGUGGGGCCAACAUCACGUGUCUGUGGGUGGCCUGGGCGACAGCUUCUAUGAGUAUCUGCUCAAGGCCUGGCUUAUGUCCGACAAGACCGACGAGGAAGGGAAGAAGAUGUACUACGAUGCCCUGCAGGCGAUAGAAACCAACCUGAUGAGGAAGUCGAGCAGCGGGCUGACCUACAUAGCCGAGUGGAAGGGCGGGCUGCUGGAGCACAAGAUGGGCCACCUGACGUGUUUCGCCGGCGGCAUGAUCGCUCUGGGCGCCGACGGGGCCCCCGGUGACAAGACGGGCCACCAGAUGGAGCAGGCGGCGGAGAUCGCUCGCACCUGCCACGAGUCGUACGCCAGGACAGCGCUGAAGCUCGGUCCGGAGGCGUUCCGCUUCGACGGCGGCGUCGAGGCCAUCGCGACCCGACAGAACGAGAAAUAUUUCAUCCUGCGCCCGGAGGUCAUCGAGACCUACAUGUACAUGUGGAGAUUCACCCACGACCCCAAGUACAGAGAGUGGGGCUGGGAGGCUGUCCAGGCCUUGGAGAAGCACUGCCGACUAGAAGGAGGCUACAGCGGCGUGCGGGACGUCUACGCCUCGUCUCCGAACCACGACGACGUGCAGCAGAGCUUCUACCUGGCCGAGACGCUAAAGUAUCUGUACCUGCUGUUCUCUGACGACGACCACCUGCCGUUCGAACACUGGGUGUUCAACACCGAGGCUCACCCUCUGCCCGUCAUCAGGAAGGACAAGACAGACACGCCCAACGAAGUGGAGUAGCCUCCCAGUGACCUCUGACCCUGUAUAUCUGAGCCUCCUGCUGGCGACAGGUUCCUCCUUGUCGGAUUUUGAUUUUUUUUUUUUUCUUAUAAACUGGAUCUGUUCUGGUUUUAUCUGAUUUGUUUUUGUUUUACUUUGAAUCUUUUUGCAAUCACUGAUCUCCGGUUGGGCCGGAUCCGGAGCAGCUUUUUUAAACCGGAAUCAUGAGAACUUCCUGCUUGGAUGGGAAACGGCAGAGAUAAUCGGCUGCUCUUCGUCCGGUCGCGUUUUUUAUCAGGAUGUUUGUCUUGUUUUUUCUCUGUGAGGGUGAAACCAGGCGGCUCUGUGAAUUAAAGACGUUUGGGCGCAAAAACCCCUCAGCUCCGACUGACGGGGGCGACGAAGUGACACGGCGAGCGCAAAGACUCCCGCCUCACUUCCUGUUUCCUUUUGGCUGCUUGAGGAUCCGUUUGGUUGGAGAAACACUGGGAUUUCCUUUUUUAAUGUUUUCAUCUAUCUAAAUCAUGCCUCGUUCAUAUCUGCCAGUAAAUUCAGCUGGUUUUCUUUGACCAGCUGUUUGCUCACAUUUCCAUCAGUUUGACCAGGACAGGGAUUUAAAAACUGAUAUUUCUUCCUAACUUGAUUGUUUUUGCCUUUUUUUCCUGUGAAAAUUGGUUUGAUUUUAGGUUUAAUGACCUCAGACUUGAAUACUUUUUUAAACCGGUGAACUAAAAUUACUUUUUGAUGGAUUUUGGAGCAGUUUAAAUUGUCAGGGAGCUUUAUUUUAUUUUUUAUUUUAUUUUUUUUAUUUUCGGAUGCAUGAAAUAUCGGAAUUGGCCCGAUAUUAAUAACCGAUGUGACGGAGAUGAUGCAGAGGAUUCUGGGAUAUCGGUUGUUCUUUCAUUGUCAGAAAUGUGGGAAAAUAUCCAUUCUAUUGAUAUCGGAUAUCAAUAUCGGCCCAAAUUUUGAAAUCGGUGCCUCCACUGAGACCCUGCACAUUUACGCUGCUGUUCCAGAGUUCACAUCCACUCAUCUGAAUGAACUUUAAGUGAUCGUUUUAGUUCCUUAAGACUCAUUUAAAGUGUCGAGAAAUUUUCACAAUAAAUGAUAAAACGACCAGCCCACUGGGAAUUAUCCCAGCAAACCCGAUUAGCCUGUUUGUUUUGAUCAAAAUCUGGUAUCGGAUGUAAACAAACAGCCACUCGGGCUUCGCUGGUCUUUGUACAUGUCUGACCCUGUGAUUAAAGGAGGUUUUUAAUCUUUCUGCUCUGCAGAGCGGAGAUUUAAAUGUAGCUAAAGUUGGUAUUGAUGAGUGGAUGUAACCUUCCUCUCUUCUUCUUCUGUUCUCCGCCAGGCAGGCUGCAGGAUCUUCUCUCCUCUGUGAGGAAAUGCAGGAACUCAACUUUGCUCUCUAAGCUCCACCUUCAGUCACAUUGAAGCCAUACUGACGUAGCGCAGCUUUUACCAUUUACGUUGUCGUUUACAUCMCGUUUAAUUUAUCUGUUUUUUUCCCCCGGAMCCGCAGAGACGGAGCCAGAUUUCAUCCAGUUUAGUCUUUAAUCUAGUGCCUUCGCUGGUAAAAACAGGAGUUUUAGCUCACAUGAACACAAAGAAGGGAUUUUUUAGCAAAGACUCUCAGCUUUAAGUAUGUUCCCAUCCUUCAGAUGAAGAUUUAACCAAAAGGCAACACGAAUAAAAGGAUUACCACUCCUUUCUGAGGAAAAUCCAUCUGAAGUAGGAGAUCAGAUGCUUUAUUCCCUCUUCAGAGUGAAAAGUCUUGAUUUCCUGGGCUGCAGUGACACCUAGUGGUGGCAGAUUGCUGCUGCGCUGCCUGAAUCUUGGUCCAAAUGACUGCAGACUGUGAAAUUAGCUGUAUUAUAAAGUAAUUACCAAUCACAAUGUGCAAGGCUCGCAGAUCUUUCUCUCGUCUUGCCAGAUGAUGAUGUUGGAGGCGGCGGAUCAAAUUCAUCAGCCGAGUUUUAGAGCAGACAGACGGCGAGUCGCGUCGACGCCGGAGAUUAUUUAUCUGAGGUUUUAAAAACAUCUGUCUGACCUUUUCAUUUUGGCCAAAACACAGAAAAAAAGUUUAAAAACGCAGGCAGGUUUUUCCUGGACGCUUAGGAAAAAGGAUUUAUUGAUUUUUAUUUCCUGAAGAAAUA
Molecule: messenger RNA, 4221 nt
Organism: Poecilia reticulata (guppy)
Lineage: Eukaryota; Metazoa; Chordata; Actinopteri; Cyprinodontiformes; Poeciliidae
Gene: man1a1
Product: mannosidase, alpha, class 1A, member 1
Biological process (GO): mannose trimming involved in glycoprotein ERAD pathway; carbohydrate metabolic process
Cellular component (GO): Golgi membrane; extracellular exosome; endoplasmic reticulum
Molecular function (GO): calcium ion binding; mannosyl-oligosaccharide 1,2-alpha-mannosidase activity
Source: RefSeq, a predicted model, not a curated record